Molecule: messenger RNA, 1672 nt
Organism: Tarenaya hassleriana
Lineage: Eukaryota; Viridiplantae; Streptophyta; Magnoliopsida; Brassicales; Cleomaceae
Product: phosphatidate cytidylyltransferase 3
Exons: 12
Coding region: 248-1654 (468 amino acids)
Cellular component (GO): endoplasmic reticulum membrane
Molecular function (GO): phosphatidate cytidylyltransferase activity
Source: RefSeq, a predicted model, not a curated record
UCGGGUCGGUAAGUGAUGACGUCAUCACCGCUACGUGCUCGUCCACGACGUCUUGCGGCGCACUUCUCCGUUUGAAUAUUUCAACAUUUUCUCCGAUUAGGGUUUUAUUUCCAUUUCGGGGUCAUCUUCUGAUUCCCAGUGCCACGUUUUUCUCCAUUGAAGAAGACUACGAAAUCCGAAUCUCUAAGUAAUUUCGAGGAGAGUGCAUACCUAUAGAUCCUGUCUCAAAUCUGCUGCCUGAAGUUGUAUGGCAUUGCAAAAGGACCAUUAUCCCGGUUCACCACGAACGGGAAAACAAAGGGAUCAGAAUCAUCCCAAUUCGCCGACUGUCAGGACUAAUGGCCAGAAGGAUAACCCAAUUCCUAGUUCACCAAGUGCCCGAUCAACAUCACAACGGGAUUACUAUCCCAGUUCCUCUUCUCCUCGUCUUCGGCAUCGCAGAAGAUCAUGCGAGUUUCCAGGUGAUGUAAACAGAGCAAAUGGAAGCAAUUUGCUUACUGUAAGUGAAAGCAAGUAUCGCUCUAUGUGGAUUAGGACAUGUUCAUCUCUAUGGAUGCUCGGAGGGGUCCUCUUUAUCAUCUACAUGGGUCAUCUCUACAUUUGGGCUAUGGUUGUGGUCAUACAGAUCUUUAUGGCAAGAGAGCUCUUCCUUCUUCUUAGAAGAGCUCAUGAAGACCGACACUUACCUGGGUUCAGGCUCUUAAACUGGCACUUCUUCUUUACGUCUAUGCUGUUUGUCUAUGGCCGCAUUCUUCGUCAGCAGCUAGUAAACACAGUAUCCUCUGACAAAUUCUUGUACAAGCUUGUUAGUGGUUUCAUCAAAUAUCAGAUGGUCAUUUGCUAUUUCCUUUACAUUGCAGGUUUCAUGUGGUUUAUCCUUACGCUGAAGAAGAAGAUGUACAAAUACCAGUUUGGUCAGUACGCUUGGACGCAUAUGAUCCUUAUCGUGGUGUUUACACAAUCUUCUUUCACUGUGGCCAAUAUCUUCGAAGGAAUCUUCUGGUUUCUUCUACCAGCAGCGCUCAUAGCAAUGAACGAUGUUGCGGCUUAUUUCUUUGGGUUUUAUUUUGGGAAGACACCGUUGAUCAAACUGUCCCCAAAGAAAACUUGGGAAGGUUUUAUCGGGGCAUCGGUAGCAACCGUAAUCUCUGCUUUUGUGUUUGCAAAUGUCUUAGGCCAGUUCCAGUGGCUAACAUGUCCGAGGAAGGAUUUAUCGACCGGCUGGCUUUACUGUGAUGAAGGCCCUCUCUUCAGGCCAGAGUAUUAUCCAUUGCCUUGGUGGAUUGCUCAAUUUACUCCAUGGAAAGAGAUCUCAAUUCUACCGGUGCAAUGGCAUGCCCUCUGUCUCGGUCUAUUUGCAUCGAUAAUAGCACCUUUUGGAGGUUUCUUUGCCAGUGGUUUCAAAAGAGCUUUCAAGAUAAAGGAUUUCGGGGACAGCAUUCCCGGGCACGGGGGUUUCACCGACAGAAUGGAUUGCCAAAUGGUGAUGGCCGUUUUUGCAUACAUCUAUAUCCAAUCGUUCAUCAUUCCUCAGGACUACAGCGUUGAGAUGAUCCUGGACGAGAUAAUGAGAAGCCUGAGCCAGGACGAGCAGCAAAGGCUUUACGUGAAGCUCGGAGACAUUCUUUGGCAGGAGAUGCAGGGUAAGUUUUAGCCUAGGAAUUCCCACUUG